AUGUCUUCACCCGCAGAAUAUUACAGGUCUUUACCACCAGUGAGCAAGGCCUAUGGAGUGGCAUGUUUAAUGACCACAUCUGCAUAUUAUCUUCAACUUUACGAUGUUUGGAACAUUUCACUUCAUUAUGGUCUUGUGUUUAGACAUCUUCAGGUGUGGAGGCUUGUCACAAAUUUCUUCUUUCUUGGGCCGUUUUCGUUCCCUUUCGCUUUUCGUCUUAUAAUAAUAGCCAAAUAUGGAGUUUCACUGGAAAGAGGGCCAUUUGACAAGAGAACAGCUGAUUACUUGUGGAUGUUCAUCUUUGGUGCACUCUCACUUCUAGUGAUAGGUGUACUGCCAUUUUGUUGGAGUCCAUUCAUGGGAAUUCCAUUAGUUUUCAUGAUCACCUACGUUUGGAGCCGUGAAUUCCCAGAUGCGAGAAUCAAUAUAUACGGUGUCGUUUCACUGAAGGGUUUUUAUCUUCCUUGGGCAAUGCUAGGUCUGGAUUUAAUUUUUGGGAAUUCAUUAAAGCCAGGAAUCACAGGGAUGGUUGCAGGACAUUUAUAUUACUUCUUAACAGUUCUUUAUCCUCUUUCUGGUGGCAAGUUCACCUUUAAGACUCCUCUAUGGGUGUAUCCUUUUUCUUUAUAUCUUUAUGCUCAUAAUUCUUCUCAUGCCAGUCAUAAAAUAGUGGCAUAUUGGGGAGAGGGCACUCAAGUAAAUUCACCUGUGCAUUCAAAUCCAACAACGGAUGGAAUUGUAUUCCGUGGAAGAAGUUUCCGUUUGGGAGGCACCCAAACAAGAAUGACAAGUAAUCCACAAGGUCAACAAAAUGAAAGCAAUGUUUCUCCACAACAACAAAAUCAAGGCAAUGGAAUUGCUUUCCGAGGAAGAAGUUAUCGCUUAAACGGAUGA
This is a messenger RNA of Prosopis cineraria, 894 nucleotides long. RefSeq names its product derlin-1.1-like. Gene Ontology annotation, molecular function: ubiquitin-specific protease binding; misfolded protein binding. Gene Ontology annotation, biological process: endoplasmic reticulum unfolded protein response. Gene Ontology annotation, cellular component: Hrd1p ubiquitin ligase ERAD-L complex; endoplasmic reticulum membrane. The record is from RefSeq and is a predicted model, not a curated record. Lineage: Eukaryota; Viridiplantae; Streptophyta; Magnoliopsida; Fabales; Fabaceae.